GUCAGAACAGAAAAGAAGCUUCCAUUCUUGUAGAAAAUAUUUUUGUCCAAACUAUUGGAUGGAUACAUUUGUAAUUUAAAUUUUAGCUAGAUAUUAUAAUCUAUUUUUUCUAAUAGUUAGUCUGAACAUAAUAAUCAUUCUGGAUUCCCAAAAGAGGACUUAUUUGGACAUCUACAAGAUGGAUUUGGCGGAGACCAUGAAGAGUGUAUUGGCAAAGAGUACGGGUGGUUCAAGCAGUGCCGCGGGCACCUCCGGUUCGUCUACUCCACACGGCGCCGAGGGAUAUGUCACCGAGAAAUUAUAUAUGUUAUUACAACUGUACCUUCAAAAUAAGGGCUGGAGUCCCAGUAUAGAACUGUUACAGUGUUUUAGUGACCUCAAAGAGUCCUCAAUGCUUCCCAGUGCAGCUUAUUUGCAAAUGAUGGCAUCACGGGUAGGUUUAGAUACUCAAGGAAGACUGAUACUUCGUGAAAAUGGCAAGAUAAUAUUACCAUAUGAGCAUUUUGCUAAUGCAGUUAUGUUGAAACAUAUGAAUGGACCCCAUGGUCUCCACCUUGGAUUGGAAGCUACAGUCAGAGCAGUUGUAGAAUCAUAUACAAUAGGAAGAGAACAAUUUGGAAUGGAGAAGGAGUUCAUAGUGGAAGUGGUACAAAACUGUCCUAAUCCAGCUUGUCGUUAUUACAAAAACCAAUUGGAAAUGACACAAAAGACUAUACAACAGCAUCUAUCUCAACAACCUACAUAUAUCCCAGCAAACUUCUCAGAUGCUGGUGCUUCCAAUCUAUCUGACAGCCAGGCUGUGGAGCGCCUGCUCAGAGGUUCAGCUUUGGCGCAAGACUAUCAGUUGCCCAUUGCGCCACACCUAGCUGCUCUUACGAGUUUGACCGGGGAGAAAUCAGAGCGUCGUGCACAAGACAAAUUGACGCAGCAUCAGCAGAUGUUACUGCAGCACCAGAAUAGGUCACUAGGUCACCAAUCAUCAAUGGACAAGUAUAGCCACUCUCAGCAACGCUCUUCCAGCUCAUCACAAUCGGCCGUUGAUUCCAAGUCAAAACAUCAUUAUACAGAUGAGCACAAACUCACAGAUUUUUUGAGGGCGAACUUGGAGAGCUUAGAAUCACUGUCGGGCGCCGGCAGCGCCAGUAGUGGCUUACACGGCGAGCGGGGGGCGAAUGCGGGUUCAGGGGCCCAGGGGGCUGGGGGUACGGGCACGCCAGGGACGGGAACGGGCGCGGGGGGCGGUGCGGGCGGCCAGGAGCGAGUGGUGCGGGCGUUUGCAGAGCUGGCGCGCAACCUGCAGCGCAUGCGGCCCUGCGUGCGACCCGCCAUGUGCAAGCCCUACGGGAAGCAGAGUGAGCAGCUGCAGAAGAUUUUAUUGGACACUAUUCAGUUGGUGCAGUCGCUACGUAGUUAUUUACCACCACCGCACAUUCAAGUCACGUCAUGGAAGAACGACGAUAAACUUCGUGAAUAAAGUAAGUAUAAAGGGUAAACGGGUUGCUGUAUCUACCAAUCUGUAAUGUGCACGGUACCAAUAACAAUUCUAUUGACACAAAAUGUUUUGAAGUUCAAACAACAUGGAGGAACUGGAGAGCCGCAAGAUUGUGAGCGGCAACUAGCCCGUGGACUGCGCCCGCUCGCUCCUCACACUUGUUCCGCCGCUGCCGCCCUGCCGCCAACACUUCUUCCCGCCAUACACACAUACGGUAUACGUAUAACUUCAGACAGGGGUUAGUUGGAGGCAAUGCAAAACAUUGUGAAGGUGUACGAAACUUUAUACGAAUAUCUUUCUCCAAGAAAUAUCGUCAAAAUAUGAAAUUAAACAUUGGAUUGUUAGUACACCUAAAUACCCAUCUGUUUGGUAUGACAUAAAUUAUUAAUGUAUUUUGACUAUAGCUCCUUAUAAAGUUUGUUCAGUUUUUAUGAAUAGUCUAAUGUACUUAUGUGCUUUAUGUGUGACCCUGUACUGAGAAUUCCUUUUAUAUUUAAUUUGUACUCUAUGAAACAAAAUUGUUAGAACCAUAACUAUAACUGGAUAAAUGUUUCUUUAUACAAACUAUUUAUACAAAUUAUUAUUUUUAUACAUUUUAAUUUUUAUACAGUUUUAUAUAUAAAAUAUUGAAAUGAAUUUCAAUUGAUACUAUACAACGGCGGGUAUUUAUUGCUGUAGAAAUACGUAAAUUGGGCAGCGAUGUUUAUAUGAUAUAACCCAAUGAUGUACAUAAUAUGUAUAACAAUUUAGCACAAAUUGAGUGUGCAUCUUUUACAAUGUUUCCUCUCUGGUAUUUUGUUUUUUUUUACAAAUUUUGUUACCUUAUUUGUUGGUGUUUGUUGCGUCUUUACACUUUUGUCAUACCUCGGUUUUUCAAUAGAUGCCUUAUUUACUUUGUUACAUUUCGUACGUUUCUCUUAUUGUGUUUAUAAUUUUUAAUGAUUUAGUAUGUAAGAAUUACAACAGUUAUUACAAUUUUAUGAUUCGUCCUAGUUAAUACAAUAAGUUCAUUCUCGGUUUAUUGUCGUAAGUGCAUUAUUUACACUGUGAUAGAAGUGUAAUAGGUGUAGGCCUGAGCAAAGUCUUGACAUGAAUGUAAAAUAAGUACAUAAAUUAUUUAGUAGUGGAGUCGCGUUACGCGUUUAUGUCUACGACAUCAUUGAAUACGCCUCUUGUAUGCACAAGUAAUAACAGAUUUUAUACAUAAAGUUUAUAGAGCAUUCAACAUAGUAUCAUAAUUUAUAGGUUUUCAAUGUUUUAGUAUAAUAAUUGAUCAGUCUUUGCAAUUUUUUUCUGUUUUUAGUUUAUUUAACAAUAACACACACUUUUAAAAAAGAAAAUAAUCAGCCAAAUAUAAUAAAAAGUAACCAAUCAUUUAUUAAUUUCUCCUAAUACGUACAUACAAGUACAUGAUUUUUUAGUUAUUGACGUAGUACCAUUUGAAUAAGAAAUUUAAUUAAUUAGCCUUUAUAAUAAGAAAACUCGAGUUUAUGCGUAGGUAGCAUAACUUCGAUGUUUAUUGAAAUAUUAAAUCAAGUGUUGAAUGCCCUAGGUGCAGAUUCUAUAAGGAAUAUUCAAUGAUGUAACUGGUUUUACUUAAAGACCAGUUAAUUAGGUAUUGAAAAUGAAAUGUACACAAUUAAUCAACUUUCAUCGCCACAUCUUGUCUCGAAAUAUAGGAAGGUUAGUAUCUUAUUGAAGACUGCAAAUUUUUUCACGUCGUCUUAGCUAAUGUUGCCUGUGAAUGUAUUAAAUUAGGCUCGGUAAGUUGUGUAAGGGAAUGCACAUUGAGAUGUUUUUUCUGAAUUAACAUUUUUUUUACUGAUACAUUUGUCUAAUGCAUAGAAAUUAUUUAUUGCGAUUACAUAAUAGUUUAAGGAUAUCUCAAUGUGCAGAGUGUGGUCUAAAAAUUCUAUAGUCGAGUCGUUAUUAUGGUGCCGACUGACUCCUAGCUCUCAAUCACAAAUUUAUUGGCAUAAAAAGAAGUGAUUUUAUUAAUCGAAAUUAGUUAUCUCAUUAAUUUAAUUAUUAAGAUUUUGUUUUUUUUUAUUUCAGUCGUUAUUAUAAUAAUGCCUCGAUUAAAAUGUUUAGUCGUUAUUAUGAUCAUAAUGUUUCGUCCCAAAAUGUGUAGGGUAAUGAAUACAUGCAAUAUACUCCGAAAGUUAAUAUAUUAUUUUUAAAAUAGUGAUUCAUAUGUGAAAUGCUAUUUAUUGAUUAUCAUUCCAUUCAUUUAAUUCUAAUUUUAGGCCUUUUUACAUUUUGUUACAUAAUAGGGAAACAAAAUAAAUGUCAACACUGGGCAGUAUGGAACAUUAAGCUCAGCUUGACUUCAGUAGGACUCAUCUUUAUCAUGAAAGUCAUUGAAUAAAUAUUGUUCUCGAAUACAAGCUCAGUAUUAUUAAAAUUUUAUAUUUCGUAGCCAAUGUAUUUAUGUGUGUAACAGUAGUUCUUGUUAGAGACUAUAUAUUUUAUCUACCGUAAAACCUAAGAAUAAGAAUUCACAUCCAGACGCGAAAGUGAAAAAUGUUUUAUUCCCUAGUCUUUUUCUAUUGUUAAGUAAAAACUACAUUAGCACAUUUUUUGUGGAAUAAAGGCCAGAGUUGGGGAUUUUUGAGGCAGCUUGUAAUCAUUCUAUUUUGAAUCGCUAUUGUACGUACACAUAUUUUUGUUGUUAACAUAAAUAGUCUCUACUACUGUUUAUGGUAUGGUGUCUUGUGUCUAGGGACGAAACAUGAUAUGAUCGUAUUGCGAAUACAAGUCGCUAUAAAUUUCCAAAUUAUCACUUUGGAAUAAUAAAUUACAUAUUAUGUAAGUGCAAUAAUUAGGCAAAGCCUACUUUAAAUUAUUUUUUUUGUAUUUUAGUACUAUAAUUCUAAAUUAUGAUAUAAAAUUAUAAAUCGCAUCGCAUGGAGGGCGUGUUAGGUUGUAACGUAAUAUUCUGACUGUGUUGUGGAUUUGACCCUGUUCAUUGAUUGUUGUAUAAACAUCACAUUCUGUUUGACUAUUGUCAAGUAAUGUUAAGAUCAUGUGAGCAGCUUAUUAAUGCAUUAGGUAUAUCUUAACUUAUAAGAAAUGUAUGUAUUUGGUAUUGGUAGACUUUAUAGUGUCAUUUUGCUAUUACAGUAUCCAAAUAUUGAUACGAGGCUAUUUAUGUUUUCAAAAAUAACAAUUCACUUAGUGUUAAGUUCAUAAAACUGUCAAUAAUCUACUCUCGACGAAGUAUUAUAAAUUUCCUAAAAGAAUCUCUCUGUAUUAGAAUAAGCUUUCUAGUCAAAAAUGGAUUAGCUAUGUUUUUUUUUUAUAAUCGGAAUCUUUUUUUUAGAUAUUGAUAAACGUGUCUACAAUUCGUAAGCAUGCACAUAAAUUGAAAAAUGAUCUCAAAAUUACAAGAUGUCAAAUCUAAUUUGUGAUUAGUUACAAUAUGGCUAACCUCGAAAUAUGUAUAUUGAAAGCGCUAAUUUUGAACAAAUAUCUACAAUAUUUUAAAUAUUUAUUACAUUAUCAUAUUACCUUCAUUGUAGUGAGUAGUGACAUGUUAUUUUGUAAACAAAUAUAUAUAAUUGUGAACGCUACAUUAAAUACUUAAUCACUAUAAUAAAUAUUACUUCAAAAUAUGGUGAAUAACUCCGUUAGUAAGGUUUAAUUUCGUCUUAUUUUACCAAAUUCACUCGUUGUCUUUGGGAAAGUAGACGAAAAACAUGAAUUUCACAGAUUGUAUCAUCUAAAGAUACAGGUUCUACAGCAAUUUAUUGAUUGUAAAAAUAUUGGCCUUGCCAUUUAACUUAUUUGCCGAAAUGAUUAUAUAUUAUAUUAUCAAUUAUUAUUUGAAUUUGUAAAAGUGGUAAUAUAGUGAAUCAAGGAAGCAGUGCUUAGAAAUAAAUAUAUGAUUCAAUA
This is a messenger RNA of Achroia grisella, 5386 nucleotides long. RefSeq lists its product as uncharacterized. Bases 179 to 1474 code for a protein of 431 amino acids. The transcript is spliced from 9 exons. NCBI's taxonomy places the organism in Eukaryota, Metazoa, Arthropoda, Insecta, Lepidoptera, Pyralidae. The record is from RefSeq and is a predicted model, not a curated record.